AAUAUUUCAAAAGUAAACACAUAAUAUUCACAAUAGUGUAUCACUUUAAUAAAAUUUUUGGUUACCAUGGCGAUGGAAACUAUUUUGGGGAUCAAGGGACCAGACUUUGUGAUGCUAGCAUCAGAUACAAUGCAGGCCAAAUCGCUGGUCUUCAUGAAAGAUGACCAAUCAAAAAUCCACCGACUAUCAGACUUCAAUAUGAUGGCCACGGUGGGUGAUGGUGGCGAUACCAUUCAGUUCACCGACUUCAUAUCCAAAAAUUUGCAUCUGUACAAGAUUUCCCACGGAUACCAUCUAAGUGCGAAGUCAGCUGCCCAUUUUACCAGGAAAACACUGGCGGAUUAUAUAAGGACCAACACCAGAUACCAGGUGGCAAUGCUCCUGGCAGGAUACGAUGCGGUUGAGGGACCUGACCUCCACUACAUCGACUCCUAUGGCGCUGCUCAGUCAAUCAAUCAUGCAGGUCAUGGUUGGGGCAGCAUGUUCUGUGGCAGCAUUCUGCAGAGAUAUUGGAACUCGAAGCUCAGCCAAGAGGAUGCCUACUCGCUGAUGAAGAAGUGCGUCCUGGAGAUCCAAAGGCGACUGAUCAUCAACCAGCGGAACUUUGAGGUGUAUGUAGUGGACAGCAAGGGAAUGCGCAAGAUGGAGGCCAUCAAUCCAGGAUCCCUAAACAAGGAGUCGAUAAGCCUGAGUUGGUAAAGCGGAAAACAUUAAAGCCAUGCUCGGUGCAACUCCUUUGCUUCAUAAAGCAUCCUUUAAUGCCUAAUAAUUGUGCAGUUGGUUUUUGGCUAACUUUCACUGCGAUGCUCGAACAACUUCCCAGGGAUUAGUUGACGUGACCGGUUGGAUUUGAGUGGUCAGUCGGAAGAGGAGGAGGUGGGUGAGUGGGUAUGCUACAUGCCAUGGUCGACUGCCUCCGUGUAUUAGCAUAUGUGGCCUGCUCUUGUUCUCCAUGUGAGCCAUCUGUCUGAAUGUGUGUGGCACUGUAUUUGUUUGUGCAACAAUGAGUGAAGCUGCACUCAAAAAGAAUUUAUACAUUAAUAAGUCUGCUCUGUUGCAUAGGCAUAGUCAUAUAGGCACAUUCCACUCAAAUGGUCCCGUCUGCCGGCAAAAGAUCGUCAGAUGUUGGUAUGAAAUAUUUUUUUUAAAACGUAUGCAUCUUGAUUUUUCCAAGUGCAUGCCUCACAGACAGGAAACGCAUACGGCUGCGAAUCGGAAGCAGAAAAGCCAACAUGUCUCUAUUUCCCAUUUGAACAGCAGUCCGUCAGAAUGUCGUUGGUUUGGAGGAGUGAGCGUAGUCGCCAGCGAAACUCAUAAAAAUGAGCACAGAUUGCUGCAAAAAUGCACUGAAUUGUUCGCUGCUUGGCAGAGGUCUGAGUGUGAGGGUUUUCCGAGCUGUGAUGCCUGCAUUUUUCCGGAUUUCUAUGCUAGUCAGCGGGUUUUGUUUGUCCGCCAGCGUGGCAGUUGCCAUUGCUAAUUGGCCGCACAUGACAAAGUAUCGCCAAUUGAGUGGAUCGCCCACUUGCGGUGAUCGGAACCAUGAAAUGUCAACAGUGACAAAGAAAAGGUAGCGAACGCGUUUACCUCAAAGGUACCGGUUUCGGUGCAGUAACUAACUGGCUCCGAAAUGUAUCUAAACUACAAUUU
Drosophila melanogaster (fruit fly) is the source of this 1647-nucleotide messenger RNA. RefSeq names its product proteasome beta4 subunit-related 2 (gene Prosbeta4R2). The record is from RefSeq and is marked reviewed. Gene Ontology annotation, biological process: proteasomal protein catabolic process; protein catabolic process. The coding region runs from base 67 to 699 and encodes 210 amino acids. Lineage: Eukaryota; Metazoa; Arthropoda; Insecta; Diptera; Drosophilidae. The transcript has 2 exons. Gene Ontology annotation, cellular component: nucleus; cytoplasm; proteasome core complex.